CCUGCAGCAUUCAGUUUGACGCAUGUAGUUAUCGAGGCGAGGAAAACUGCAUAGGGAUCCAGUGCUCGUGACUGGCUGUUGGUGGGAGGAUCAUUACAAAUUGAGAGUUACUAAACGUUACACAGCGUCUGUGAGGUCUACGGAUUGGGAAUGGACCCGCGGAAAGUAACGGAGCUGAAGGCCUUCGUUCAGCUGUGCAGCGAGAAUCCAUCCGUGCUGCACCUGCCAGAGCUCGGCUUUUUCCGGACCUGGCUGCUGGGGAUGGGAGCUACUAUCCCUCCAUUGAAGUCAAAUGAUGUACCCCCUUCUUGCAAGAAGGAGUGCCCAUGCUCUGGCCCUGCUCCUACCCCCUCCUCUGCUGAGGAACCCUCCCCUCCAUCUGAAAGCGAGGAGAGUGAGCUGGAGAUCGACAACGAUGGGGUGAUUGAGCCAGACACAGAUGAACCUCAGGAGAUGGGAGACUACGAGAAUUUGGAGGUGACAGACGAAAUGAUGGACCAGGCCAAUGAGAAAAAGGUGGAAGCCAUCGGAGCCCUUGGAGAGGGAGACCUGCAGAAAGCCCUGGAUCUCUUCACGGAAGCCAUUAAGCUCAACCCUCGGCUGGCUAUCCUGUACGCCAAGCGGGCCAGUGUGUAUAUCCGCAUGCAGAAGCCGAAUGCGGCCGUGAGGGACUGCGACAGGGCCAUUGACAUCAACCCAGACUCCGCACAGCCAUACAAGUGGAGGGGGAAGGCGCACAGGUUGCUCGGGCAUUGGGAAGAAGCUGCUAAAGACCUGGCCACCGCCUGCAAGCUGGACUACGAUGAAGAAGCCAGCGCCAUGCUGAAGGAAGUCCAGCCCAAGGCCAACAAGAUCUUGGAGCACCGACGCAAGUACGAGCGGAAGAGAGAGGAGCGCGAGAUCAGGGCGAAGAAGGAGAGAGUGAAGAAAGCAAGGGAGGAGCACGAGAGAGCACAGAGGGAAGAGGAGGCCAGGCAGCAGGCUGCAGGAGGAUUCCCAGGAGGCGCUGGUUUCCCAGGUGGAGCCCCUCCUUUCGGCAUGCCUGGCUUGGGAGAGCUCUUUAAUGACCCUGAGGUGCUCAUGGCAAUGAAGGACCCAGAGGUGAUGGCAGCUUUCCAGGACGUGGCCCAGAAUCCAGCCAACAUCGCCAAAUACCAGAACAACCCCAAGAUCAUGGCUCUCAUCACCAAACUGAGCUCCAAGUUUGGGGGUCCCCAGGCAUAGAGAGUGAGGGAGAGUUGGGCAGGUGCAGGAGUUGUGAGAAUGGGAGGGUCAAAAAGCAACUUCAGGAUUACUGCGAUGCUCACAUUUCAUGGAAGGGGGGCCAGGCUGGCAGAUGUGGGCUGUGGGGUGGGGGCAGACAGAGAGGGGCAAGGUUGUGUGUGUGUGUGUGUGUGUGUGUGUGUGUGCGUGCGCGCAUGUGCAGGUUUGUAAACUAAGAGGUAUGACGGUUGGGGGUGGAAGUGUCAGGGGAGUGGAGGCAAAGAGUGUGAGCAUGGAUUGAAGUGAUGUCAGG
This is a messenger RNA of Megalops cyprinoides (Indo-Pacific tarpon), 1516 nucleotides long. It is a transcript of the gene st13, whose product is annotated as ST13 Hsp70 interacting protein. Gene Ontology annotation, molecular function: protein dimerization activity; Hsp70 protein binding. The transcript is spliced from 13 exons. The record is from RefSeq and is a predicted model, not a curated record. Bases 151 to 1224 code for a protein of 357 amino acids. NCBI's taxonomy places the organism in Eukaryota, Metazoa, Chordata, Actinopteri, Elopiformes, Megalopidae.